This is a messenger RNA of Danio aesculapii, 2677 nucleotides long. RefSeq names its product G protein-coupled receptor 75 (gene gpr75). The transcript is spliced from 2 exons. NCBI's taxonomy places the organism in Eukaryota, Metazoa, Chordata, Actinopteri, Cypriniformes, Danionidae. Gene Ontology annotation, cellular component: membrane. The record is from RefSeq and is a predicted model, not a curated record. Gene Ontology annotation, molecular function: C-C chemokine receptor activity. Bases 375 to 2036 code for a protein of 553 amino acids. Gene Ontology annotation, biological process: G protein-coupled receptor signaling pathway.
AUAUAUAUACUCUGUGCUUUGAGUGAGCGUCCUGUUCUCACGGGCACGCGCUUUCUGUCCAUUCACGGGCUUCAAUAUGAUUCCAGUGAGGCGCACCCACUCUCCUUCUGCGCAAUAAAUUCACCGUUUUCCUCAAUAUCAUCUUAUGUUGUGAUGCUUUUUCUAGAAAAUAGGAUGUUUGUAACGUUCGUGCACUUUGAGGAUUCGUACAAAUGAAGAAGACGCGACGUCGUAAAAAAUGGUACACGGAGAGAAUCCAUGCAAUCCAGAGGGUCUGCCAUGAACCAGCAGCACAAUGGGAGUUUUAGCUCGCUCUUGGGUGACCUAAAGGCAAGAUGGGCAACACUCUGAGGCUGUAAGCACUUUGCGUCUCCAUGUGUACCAUGAACAGCACUGCCUGGCCUUUGGACCUGGCUGAGUUUGCAAAACCUCGGGGCUUCAACAGCUCCCAGAGCCAGUCUGCUUCGGCAGGGGGCUGGGCCUUGAUCCACACAGCCACCCUGGCCUCAUGCUCCCUUCUUUUGGUCCUUAUUUUUUGCCUUGGCUCUUAUGGAAAUUUAGUGGUCUUCUUGUCCUUCUUUGACCCGGCGUUCCGCAAGUUCCGCACCAACUUUGACUUCAUGAUCCUUAACCUUUCCUUCUGUGACCUGUUCAUCUGCUGUGUCACUGCUCCCAUGUUUGCACUGGUGCUCUUUCUGGACGCUGGAGACAAUAAUGGUGGAGUGUCCAAGGGCUUCUGCUUUGCCUUCCACCUCACGAGCUCGGGCUUCAUUAUUAUGUCCCUUGAGACAGUGGCUGUGAUCGCCCUACAUCGCCUCCGAAUGGUUUUGGGUCAGCAACCCAACCGUACAGCUUCAUUCCCCUGUACUCUGGCGCUCACGGCACUGUUAUGGACAUCCAGUUUUACACUGGCGGCUUUGGUCACUUUGCGAGCGUAUCCCAGAAGCUCCGGACCUUGCUUGCCCCACUUUGGUCUUACCGGCAACAAGGCCAAAGUAGUACUGUAUGUAUACAUUGCAGACUUUGCUUUCUGUGUAGGUGUGGUGUCCAUCUCUUAUCUUAUGAUCGCUCAGGCAUUGAGGAAGAACGCGCAGGUACGCAAGUGUCCCAUUAUUACAGUGGAUGCAACACGUCCACCUGCCUCUCAUCCACCACUAAUUGCUGCUGGGUUUGAGGGUAUGCAGUGUACAGUGCAAGUGCCCUCACUAUAUCGCAACCAAACCUACAACAAGCUCCAGCACGUCCAGACACACCCCUUCACCAGAAGAAUCAACCAGCCCCUUGUCCCCGGGGCCGCCACUGGUGCUACCUGUUGCCAGUUGGUCACCUCUGUUAACUUGGCCACGGCCAAGGAUUCAAAGGCUGUAGUGACUUGUGUAGUGAUUGUUAUCUCCGUGUUGUUGUGUUGUCUACCAUUAGGUAUAUCUUUAGCACAGGAUAUGGUGUCACCAGAGAGUAGCUUCAUCCACUACCAGUUUGAGCUCUGUGGGUUUGCCCUGAUCUUCUUGAAGUCUGGAAUCAACCCGUUUGUUUAUUCGCGCAACAGCGCAGGUCUCCGUCGCCGUGUGCUCUGCUGCCUCCAGUGGUUGACCUUGGGCUUCUUGUGCUGCAAGCACAAAACACGGCUGCACGCGAUGGGCAAGGGAAGUCUGGAAGUCAACCGCAACAAGUCCUCCCACCACGAGACUAACUCUGCUUACAUGCUCUCACCGAAGCCCCAGAGGAGGCUGGUGGACCAGGCUUGUGGUCCCAGUCACUCUCGGGACAGCAUGCCUAGUCCAUGUGCCACUGCUGGACGCAAACCCCGGCCCCCGAGCACAUCUACACCCAUCAACACUCGCAUAGAGCCCUACUACAGCAUCUAUAACAGCAGUCCGUCAGCAGGGCCGAGCUCCCCCAACAGCCUUCAGCCGGUCAACUCUCAAACCACACCAUUUGCCAAAAGCUACGUGGCUAUGCACUACCACAUCCACCAGGAGACGCUGCAGGACUUUGACAGUACCUCUGCCCAUCAGAUCCCCAUUCCAUCAGUCUGAGCUGCAAAAUCUCAUAGUGCAUUCCAAAAAGGAUAAAUCACCCUACUAAGGACACUUUGAAGUGAAAACAAUCAUGGCCACCACAUUAAAGUGUCGUUCCAAACUGAAGUGCUCAAAUCUGGCCACUUCGAAGGACUCUUCACAAUGAAAGAUUUUGAAGGAUACAACUGAUAGACUCUUCAGACCAUGAUCCUUUAACCUGGGAAGUUGUUUGGUGUCAGACAAUGUUCAGUUCAGAGUGGCCCAUUCCUAUGCCCUAAUCUCUUCAGAGGGACACUCAGAGAGGAUUAGGGCAUAGGGAGGAGACCUUCUGAAUGGAACCAAGUGUCAUAUUAGAUGCUCGGCAAAGGAAAGCAUUAGCAGUGUUCGCUUGUGGUUUGCUAAUGGUGUUUUGCUGAAAGACGAUGUGCAACAAGAAUCAAAUAAAAACAACAUGGGACAAACCUAAAAUUCACUUUGCGCAGAUUGGGACUAUGGAUGAUUUAUGGACUGAAGGACGUUCUAUUUUUACUUCAACAUGGCAUUUUCAUGUAGUAGUCUUCACUUCAGAUUAUGUAUUUGUGAAACAUCUUACAUUUUAUAUAUGAACUUAUUAAAUGUUUUGCAAGUGUAUUUGGACACCAUCUCUUUCAUUUGAAAAC